Parnassius apollo (apollo) is the source of this 663-nucleotide messenger RNA. Lineage: Eukaryota; Metazoa; Arthropoda; Insecta; Lepidoptera; Papilionidae. The record is from the annotation of a GenBank genome assembly.
AUGGCAUCGAGACUAAAACUUGACAAUACUGCGGGCUCAUUGAAGCCCAAAACCGCUGUGACAACGGCCGGGGUAAUGUCUACGGGAACAUCAAGUAAACGGGUACCAUCGACAACCGGAGGAAAUACCUCCGUUUCACCCACGAAGUCGCGCACAUCCGACAUAUCCUUAGCACACUCCAGCUUCUCUACACCAGGAAGCUCCCCUGCAAGCCUUUCAGCCAAGGCAAAUCGGUUGUACCAAGAGGCCAAAACCCAAAUGGAGCCGUCGGGAAAUAUAAAAACAUCUAUCAAGGAAACCGUGCUCAGUAAUAUCGCAGGGAUGUAUGAGAUCAUUCUCCGACUUAGUGAGUCAAGACAGACACUCCAGGUACAACUGGAGAAGUCUCGAGCAGAAAAUGCAGCGACAUUGUUAAAGCGCGAGAGGGAACAUGCGGAGCAACUAUCUGAAGCGAGGAAACAUAGUUCAUUACCCUCAACUGCAGCGUCUCCACCAAUCGAGCUAAUGAAGGAGCUUAUAGAAAAUUUACAAGACCAUACAAAAACAGUUGUGGAAUGCCAAAAACAUACAAUAACACUCACCGAACAACUUAAGCAACCUCCACAGAAUAACAUCUCGGAACGAACAUAUGCACAAGCAGUAGGUACUUCAAAACAUCAACAG